AAAAAAUGAAAAGAUUCUUUGGCCAACUGGCUAUAUAAUCCUUUUCUCUCAAUUAAACAUUUGCAUAACCCAUUGUACUUAAUUUUAUAGCCAGAGAAAUUAAAUGGGUCGUCUAAAUCUUCUUAUGUCAGUAUUAUUAUCAAUUUUUUCAGUAAGUAUUGUGUUGAUGCCUAACUUGGCAUCUGCACAAUUAAAGACCAAUUAUUACGCCAAUAUUUGUCCUAAUGUUGAAUCCAUUGUUAGAAAUGUUGUUAACCAGAAAUUCAAACAAACUUUUGUUACUGUCCCUGCUGUUCUCCGUCUCUUCUUCCAUGAUUGCUUUGUUGAGGGAUGUGAUGCUUCAGUGAUUGUAUCAUCAACACCAGGGAACACAGCUGAGAAGGAUCAUUCAGAUAAUCUAUCAUUGGCAGGAGAUGGAUUUGAUACUGUAAUUAAAGCCAAAGCCGCUGUUGAUUCAAAUUUGCGUUGUAAAAAUAAAGUCUCUUGUGCUGACAUUCUCGCUUUAGCCACCAGAGAUGUCAUUCAGCUGUCUGGGGGACCAUGGUACCCAGUGGAAUUAGGAAGGCUUGAUGGGUUCACAUCAAAAGCAUCGAAUGUGGAAGGAAAGCUACCAAAACCAACAUUCAAUCUCAAUCAACUCAAUUCUAUGUUUGCCUCUCAUGGUCUAACUCAGGCUGACAUGAUCGCCCUUUCUGCGGCCCAUUCUGUUGGUUUUUCUCAUUGUGGCAAAUUUUCCAACCGGAUCUACAACUUCAGCCCUAAAGAUCCAAUAGACCCAACCCUUAACAAGCAAUAUGCAGCCCAAUUACAAGGGAUGUGUCCAAGGAAUGUUGACCCAAGAAUAGCCAUCAACAUGGAUCCCAAAACUCCAAGGACAUUUGACAAUAAUUACUACAAAAAUUUACAACAAGGUAUGGGCCUAUUCACGUCAGAUCAAGUGUUGUAUACAGACAAAAGGUCCAAGGGAACUGUGGAUCUUUGGGCCAGUAACUCAAAAUCAUUCCAAAAUGCUUUUAUAACUGCAAUGACAAAACUGGGCCGAGUUGGUGUGAAGACGGGGAGGAACGGAAAUAUUCGGUUUGAUUGUGGAAGAAUGAAUUGAAGUGACAUUUUACACAAAUGGCCAAUAUUUAGAUUCUGUCCUAGUUAGCUUAAUGGAUUAAAUUUGUCGACUAAAAUAAAAUUUUAUUUAAUUAGCAAAAAUUAGUU
Molecule: messenger RNA, 1209 nt
Organism: Solanum pennellii
Lineage: Eukaryota; Viridiplantae; Streptophyta; Magnoliopsida; Solanales; Solanaceae
Product: peroxidase 51
Exons: 4
Coding region: 104-1102 (332 amino acids)
Biological process (GO): hydrogen peroxide catabolic process; response to oxidative stress
Molecular function (GO): heme binding; peroxidase activity
Source: RefSeq, a predicted model, not a curated record